UCUUUAUUAACAAUGAAUGGCAGAACUCAGACAGCGGGCGAGUGUUCUCUGUCUACAACCCAGCCACAGGAGAGCAGCUGUGUGAAGUCCAAGAGGCCGACAAGGCGGAUAUAGACAAAGCAGUGCAGGCAGCCCGCCUGGCUUUCUCCCUUGGCUCGGUGUGGAGAAGGAUGGAUGCUUCAGAGAGAGGACGUCUGUUGGACAAGCUUGCAGACUUAGUGGAACGGGACAGGGCAGUUCUUGCAACUAUGGAAUCCUUAAAUGGUGGCAAACCUUUCCUGCAAGCUUUUUAUGUGGAUUUGCAGGGCGUCAUCAAAACUCUGCGGUAUUAUGCAGGCUGGGCUGAUAAGAUUCAUGGAAUGACCAUUCCUGUAGAUGGAGAUUACUUCACCUUUACAAGACACGAGCCCAUCGGAGUGUGUGGACAGAUCAUCCCAUGGAACUUCCCCCUGCUGAUGUUUGCCUGGAAAAUUGCCCCCGCGCUAUGCUGUGGUAACACAGUGGUUAUUAAACCAGCCGAGCAGACACCGCUCAGUGCGCUCUACAUGGGAGCCCUCAUCAAGGAGGCUGGUUUUCCACCUGGAGUCGUCAAUAUUCUGCCAGGAUUUGGGCCAACAGCCGGGGCAGCCAUAGCUUCUCACACUGGCAUAGACAAGAUCGCAUUCACAGGCUCUACUGAGGUUGGAAAGCUUAUCCAAGAAGCAGCUGGAAGAAGUAACUUGAAGAGAGUGACCCUGGAACUUGGAGGGAAAAGCCCCAAUAUCAUUUUUGCAGAUGCAGAUCUGGACUACGCCGUGGAGCAGGCUCACCAGGGUGUGUUCUUCAACCAAGGCCAGUGCUGCACCGCAGGCUCCCGCAUCUUUGUGGAGGAGUCCAUCUACGAGGAGUUUGUGAGGCGAAGCGUGGAGCGGGCCAAGAGGCGCAUCGUGGGGAGUCCCUUUGACCCCACCACGGAGCAGGGCCCUCAGAUUGAUAAGAAACAGUACAACAAGAUCCUGGACCUCAUCCAAAGCGGUGUGGCCGAGGGGGCCAAGCUGGAGUGCGGAGGCAAAGGCCUGGGCCGAAAGGGCUUCUUCAUUGAGCCCACCGUGUUCUCCAACGUCACGGACGACAUGCGCAUCGCCAAGGAAGAGAUCUUUGGUCCCGUGCAGGAAAUUCUGAGGUUUAAGACCAUGGAUGAGGUCAUCGAAAGAGCCAAUAACUCGGACUUUGGACUGGUGGCAGCUGUGUUUACUAACGACAUCAACAAGGCCCUGACUGUCUCUUCUGCCAUGCAAGCCGGGACUGUCUGGAUCAAUUGUUAUAACGCCUUAAAUGCCCAGAGCCCCUUUGGAGGGUUCAAGAUGUCUGGAAAUGGGAGAGAAAUGGGCGAGUUUGGCUUGCGAGAGUACUCGGAAGUGAAGACGGUGACGGUGAAGAUCCCCCAGAAGAACUCAUAAGCAAGCCAAGGAGAAGGGUUGCAGUGUGCCAUGACUGGCAUGUGUCAGCAGAGCCGUGUCCCAAACAGGGCCUCAUCCAUGCACGUGCUUGCUUCAACAAGUGAGCUUCAGCCGGCGGGAGAGGCGCAAACCAAGAUGUCUCCCUUCCUUCCCAGCCUCACGCCUCCGCUUUCCAGUAACCCCCCCUAGUUUGGUGUGGGCAGCAUUAGCAUCCUCCCCUUCUUCUCUCUCCACCUGCCACUUCCAUGCCAGUCCCCUAAUCUAGAUGAAGAUCAGCUAUUUAAAAAAAGACCUAAGGUAACCUCCAGUAUGUGGAAUCGGGGUGACAUAGAUAUAUACAUAUGUAUAGCCUUCUGUAUUUAAUGGUUUCCUGCUUUCUAACCAUACUGGUUUGCUAUUUAUAACCCGUGUUUAUCCACUGUGUUUUAAAGGACUCCGCCCCCUCCCCCUCACCCCCUCCCCCGUUCUCUACACACAGUGCACCGGGCAGCCCAUGGCUUUGGAUGUACGCGCUCCUUCUUUAGCGCGGCCCAGUGCACCCACCACUAACCAACUAGUUACUUUGAACUACAGUAUACAAUGUGAAAAAUGAAGAUUUAUUUCUUUUAAUUUACUUCAAAAGAAACCUCU
Molecule: messenger RNA, 2069 nt
Organism: Dipodomys ordii (Ord's kangaroo rat)
Lineage: Eukaryota; Metazoa; Chordata; Mammalia; Rodentia; Heteromyidae
Gene: Aldh1a2
Product: aldehyde dehydrogenase 1 family, member A2
Exons: 13
Coding region: 171-1439 (422 amino acids)
Molecular function (GO): aldehyde dehydrogenase (NAD+) activity
Source: RefSeq, a predicted model, not a curated record